This is a messenger RNA of Helobdella robusta, 606 nucleotides long. RefSeq lists its product as hypothetical. The record is from RefSeq and is a predicted model, not a curated record. The transcript has 2 exons. Lineage: Eukaryota; Metazoa; Annelida; Clitellata; Rhynchobdellida; Glossiphoniidae. The coding region runs from base 1 to 606 and encodes 201 amino acids.
AUGAAAAGACAUCAAAGUGGAGCGGGAAAAAGAAAAAAAAUUUUAAAAAUCCAGGAAUUUGUUGAAAACAGUUUUAUUGAGAAUUUCAGAAAUGAUUAUGAAAAAGUUAUGACAGAAGCAACCGAUUUAUCAGGAUUACAAUCUUUUAGUGAGGAAGAUGAAGUAACUUUUAACAGAAGAAAAAGAAAUGCGUUUUUUGAUGAAAAUAAAGAAGAGUAUAAAUUUACAACUAGAGAUAAUUUUAAAAUCAAUACAUUUAAUGUCAUAUGCGAUAGUAUUAAAACACAAUUGCUACAAAGAGUUCAAAAAUAUGAGGUUGUUUUGGAACAUUUUCGUAUAUUUCUUGAUUGGAAUUUGUCAGAAGAAAAAAAACAAAAACCAUUGAAAGAAUUGAAAAAUAUUUACAGAAAUGACAUUGAUGCUUGUAAUUUGGAAGAUGAACUAAACCAUUUUUUAUUUUUUUUGAAGGAAAAUGUGGACGCCAUUAUGAAUAAGCCAGAUAAUUCAAGUAAUAACAAAGAUUUAUCCUUUGAAAGAAUGUAUAAAGCCGCUAAAAAAAUGUCAUGCACAUUUCCCAAUAUUGAAAUAUUAUUGAAUUUUUUUUAA